Molecule: messenger RNA, 6350 nt
Organism: Linum trigynum
Lineage: Eukaryota; Viridiplantae; Streptophyta; Magnoliopsida; Malpighiales; Linaceae
Source: the annotation of a GenBank genome assembly
AUUCCUAGUGAUCCUCCCAUGAAUAACAGGUACACCAAGAUAUCUAAUAAGAUCAUUCGUUUCCUGUAUUCCCAGCUUCGUACAAAUGUUCUGCCUAGUGUUGGUUCUAACAUUCUUAGAGAAGAAAACACGAGAUUUUUCUUUACUAACAAGUUCACCAGAAACUAAGCAGAAAGAACUAAGGCAAUCAAGGACAACAUUAGCUUGUUCAGGGCAUGCAUGGAAGAAAAGCACAAGGUCAUUAGCAAAGAAAAGAUGGGUUAAGGCAAGACCAUUAGGAGAUAAACAAACCGGUUUCUAGUUCCCUUCCCUGUACUCUUUCAUAAUGCAGUGGCUCAGGCGUUCAAUGCAUAAAGUAAAGAGGUAGGGUGAGAGAGGGCAUCCCUGUCUUAAACCUCUUGAUGGCUUGAAGCUUUCAGUUUCUCCACCAUUCCAGAGGACCUAAAAGGAAGUUGUGGUUAGGGAUGACAACAAAACCUGAACCACGAGUACCAUACCCGACCCAACCCGGUCAAUGCGGGUAAAAUUCGUGUUGAUGGGUUUUGGGCCGGGUUCGGGUUUAAACUCGUGCGCUAUUCUUCGGGUUGGGUUUGGGUUUAGGUAAACCCGCCCCAUGGGUACCCGUCCACACCCAUAUAAUUAAUUUUUCCGGGAUAUUUAAUAUUCUAAACAACUAUUUUUUUUUUAUAUUUGUGGAGACAUGUCUAAUUUUUUCUUUCUAAUUGUGUAUAAUGAAAUUGAUAUUAUCGAAUGGGGAGUGAAGAAGCUUAAUUGACAAAGAGGAAAAAAAAUUUCAAUUAAUCAUGUUGUUUAUGGAUAAUUUGGGAUUUGCUUCAAUUUUAUUUAGUUUUCUAGAUUGGUGUUGAACAAUUUGUAUGGUUAAUUUGUGAUUUGCUUGAAUUUUCUAGAAUGAUGUUUUAUAUAUGGAUAAUUUGUAUUGAGCAAUUGAUAUUUGAAUUUUAUUUUGAUAGGAACUUGUUAUUGUAAAUUUUUUACGACAAAAACCCAUGGGUACCCAUCAACCAGCGGAUACCCAGCGGGUUGGAUUGGGUUUGAGUUUUUCAAACCCAGUGGGUUUUACCCCAAGUUUUUUUCACGGAUAAACCCAUUGGUUUGGGUUUGGUUUUGACAAAAUCCUACCCAUUGCCAUCCCUAGUUGUGGUGACACAGGCCAUGAUGAGUCUGACAAAAUCAAGUGGAAAACGAACAGCAAGGAAGGUUUCCUCCAUGAACUUCCAGUCGAUCCUAUCAUAGGCUUUGGUAAGAUCGACUUUCAGUAGCAUGUAGCCUUUCUUCCCUGUUUUCCUUGACAUGGAGUGCACUGUUUCCUGCAAGAUGAAGAUAUUAUCAGUUAUGUGCCUCUUAGGAACAAAACAAGAUUGGUUCUGAUGCACCAGACGAGGAUGGGGGCUUCUAAAUUCUGAAAAGUUAUGAAAGAGUGAGGAAUAACCAAAAGUGUGUACUAUAUUUCAUUAAUUUUUAUUUUUUGGUAUUUCAAUAUAUAUCGAUCCCAAUCCCGUAAUCCCGGACAACACUCCAAAAUGAAUAUCAAUCCCUAAAAAAUAAGCUGGUUGACACGCACGAAACUAUACCACAAAUUAAUCCCGACUAGAGUCCAUGUUUUUAAACUCUAGACGGGUGCACUAUAGAGCAAGUAUUGAAUGGAGUCUUGUGGCUUAGGUGGUUGUGAACCGCGGGGGUGAGCAACUAGUGAUCGAUUUGUCACGGAAUCAAAUCACUAGAGAACGAUUUGUCACGGGAUCGAUACACUCACCAAUUCUAGGGGAGCCGCUAGGAGGAUCAGCUAGUGAUCCAUUUGUCACGAGAUGGAUUCACUAGAGAUCUAUUUUGUCACGGAAUCGAUCCUCUCACUCAAUCUCUAGUGGUUGCCUAUGUCUCUCCCUCAAACCGGAGUUUGAGCGGUUUAAUCACAACCAAACUAGAUGCAAACUUGAGUCAAUGGUCUCUAAUCCAAUAUUGAGGUUCGCCCUAAAUUAACCUAGUUAGGAGACUUAAAAAGCCCUAGGGAUACCACUCGAUUGAGACUCCCUUGGAGGGAGGGGGGGGGGGGUUCCCUUCCUAAUCUAGGUUAAGUGCCUAAUUAGAUCGUUAAGCAUAAACAUGCACAAUCCUUAGGUUGCUAAGCACAAGCAUGCACAAUCCUUAGAUUUCUAAGCACCAAUCAUGCACAACCCUUAGAUGCUAAGCACAAACAUGCACAAUCAACAUGAAUAAUACCUCGAUCUUUGAAUUAAACAACACCCAUAAACAAUCAUUCAAUAUAAACAAGUAACUGCAAAGUAUUAGUUAGGGAUCUACAACACCCAAGAGAAAAGAGUGAGUUUCUAGAGAGAGAGAGAGGGGAGAUUAUAAAGAAACCUCCAGAUCUUCUUCCUCUUCUUCUUCUUCUUCUUCUUCUAGGCUUGAUUCCUAGCUUCCAAGCUUGAUCAAUGCCUCCAAUUAAGCUCCAAGAUCACUCCAUCUCUCACUAGAACUCCCCUUUGAUGUUUUGGGUUGAAACCCUAGAGAAACAAAGUGUUCCUUCUCCCAAAAGCCAGCUCCCCUUUUGUUCUCUCCGCUGUUGUCUUCAUAUUUGCCCGAAAACGAUCAGUUCACGGACGCGUUGACCAGUUCACGGCUGUGAACACCUAAACACGUUCGUGAACUCAGUCGUCUCCCAAACGCACCGCUUUGCUUCCUGGGUUCACAGUCAAUGGCCACAGUUCACGGUCUUAAAGACCGUGAACUGCUUUGUCGUCAGUAACUUCAGGAACCUCCCUGGACGGCUCAGUGUUCACGCUUUGUGGCCGAAGUUCACUGUCUUAGGAGACCGUGAACUACCUCGUCCGGCCGUGAACUGCGUUGUUUCCUCGACGCCUGCACUUCACUUUUACGGGGCAAUUGUCACGGUCUUCGGACUUUUCUUUGGUUUUUUGCACAUUUUGACCUCCAAUUAUCCCAAAAUUCAACCUCGACCCUUCCACACGUGCUAGGACCUGAAAUGUAUCAAACCAAGCAACCUAGCGUGAAAUAUGUCGAGUAACGAUGAAAUACUAAGCUAAACGAAUAAGAAAUGAGGGGUAAAAUGUGUACAUUUGAGCACGAAUCACUAGUAUUCGCUAAUACCAAAUAACGAUAAAUUCAGUACGGUAUUCAGUAUAUCCCAAAUAUCAGUACCCAACUUCGAGCUCCAGAAAGAAUUAGCAAUGCAUAUUGAAUCAAGUUGUUACCGUAACAAAUUUUAAUAGUUUGUCAUGCCCAGUUUUUACUCUUUGUUUGUCUCUGCUGGUUUGCCGGGGAUUUGUAUUCUUUAGGGGCAAUUACUGAAAGGCUUUUACCUUUUUUCUUUUUCUUAAUUAAUAAAAUGUUUAUUACCAUUACACAAAAAAAAAAAAAACAAACAAACAAGGGACCAACCUUUGAUAAACUUGAUGUUAUCAUUGAAGACUCUGUUUGCUCGUCUGGCCGUGUAGUGUGAGGGGCGGAUAAGUUCUAUUGGUCUUGGGUUCCUGCCUUCUGGCACGAGUAAAUUCCCAAUUGCUAUCUCGCAGAGUUGCUAGCGGCUAAAGACGCCAUCUCAUUUGCGAUCUCAUGCAAUCUAUCUCGUCUUUUCAUAGAAUGCGAUGUUGAAAUGGUGAUUAAAAAACUUGUCCUGAAGGUGGUUAAAAAUUUGCUGGUCAAUUCCAUGAUUUGUGAGUGUCAUCCGUCUUUCGAAAUCGAAUUCUCAUUGUAUAAUUUUUAGAACGGUUUUGCAAAUUGCCAACCGAACAGUCCAUAAAAUUGCACAUAAAACUCUGUUACCGUCUUCUUAUCAUUAGUUGAAAGAAGAAAGAAAUAACAAGUGACCGACAUUUUCCACUUGCCCACUGGCCACUACAUUCAUUCUUGGCUUAGCCCUAAAUCUCAAUUAUGAAUUAUUUAACUUUCCAGCCACCCCAUGAGGCCUUCCUUUCACACAGUCACACUUGUCUUUUUGUCUUCCACCACUGCUUAUAUUAAAAAAGAACCCAAAACCAUCUCCUUUUUCAUCAGAAAACAGGGGACAAAAGAAGCAAAACUGAGAGCAAUCCAGCUACUCUCUCUAGCCGUCGACAGUGCUUCUUCACCGCCGAAUAGAUAGAUAGGCGCCAGGAAAUAGAGAAAGUUACCAAAACACCCUUAGAUUAACCAGAGUCUUUGUAUUUCCUCCGAUCUAAGUAAAUCUAACAGCUCAGAAUCAACUGCCUGCAAAUCCGUCUACCCAUUCCAAUGCACGGGAUCCCUUCCCGCUAGAGCUGGCUGGCAGAGUGGCAGUCACUUAAAGCCAGAAGCUUCUCACUUAAAUUUUUUUUUUUUGUUUAAUUUUGUACCAUAUCUCUUCGUCGUCAAGCUCAGUAAAAGACUGAAACAAUCAAUUCCGCACCAUACUCCAGGCAGCCAUGGCUACCACAACAAGCCUCUCCUUCCUCUUCUUCUCCUUCCUCCUCCUUUCAGCCGACAUUUCGUCGGCCCAACAGACUAAUGGGUCAAGCAAGAUCAAGACCAUCGUAGUCCUGGUAAUGGAGAACAGAUCCUUCGACCACAUGCUGGGCUGGAUGAAGAAAUCCAUCAACCCUCUAAUCAACGGCGUCACCGGAUCCGAAUGCAACCCUCUCAACGCCACCGCUUCCCCCUCCACAAUCUGCUUCACCGACGACGCCCAAUUCGUGGAUCCUGAUCCGGGUCACUCCUUCGAGGAAGUCCUCCAGCAGGUCUUCGGAUCCGGGUCGAUCCCUUCCAUGUCCGGGUUCGUCCAGCAAGCCCUCUCCCUUUCCCCAAAUCUCUCCCAAGCCGUGAUGAAAGGGUUCAGCCCCGAUUCCCUGCCGGUCUACUCAACCCUCGUCGACGAAUUCGCCGUAUUCGACCGGUGGUUCUCUUCGAUCCCGGGCCCGACCCAGCCCAACCGGCUCUUCGUCUACUCGGCCACCUCCCACGGUUCGACCAGCCACGUGGCCAAGCAGCUCGCCCUGGGCUACCCGCAGAAGACCAUCUUCGAUUCGCUCCACGACGACGGCAGGAGCUUCGGCGUCUACUUUCAGAACAUCCCCACCACGCUAUUUUUCCGGAACUUGAGGAGAUUGAAGUACGUUUUCAAUUUCCACCCGUUCGAUUCGGCGUUUAAGAGAGAUGCCAAGGCCGGGAAGCUCCCGAAUCUGGCCGUGAUUGAGCCCAGGUACUUCGAUUUCCCCGGGUUCCCUGGGAACGACGACCACCCUUCCCACGACGUCGCCGACGGGCAGAAGCUGGUGAAGGAAGUCUACGAGAGCUUGAGGAGCAGCCCGCAGUGGAACGAGACGCUGCUGUUGAUUACCUACGAUGAGCACGGCGGGUUCUACGACCAUGUUCGGACCCCUUUUGUCGGCGUGCCUAACCCGGAUGGGAAUACGGGUCCUGCACCGUUUUUCUUUAACUUCGACCGGCUUGGGGUUCGGGUGCCCACCAUUAUGGUCUCGCCUUGGAUCAAGAAACGAACCGUGAUGAGCCGGCCCAACGGGCCAGAGCCCAGCUCGGAGUUCGAGCACUCUUCGAUUCCGGCAACCAUAAAGAAAUUGUUCAAUCUGUCAUCCAACUUCUUAACACACAGGGAUGCGUGGGCCGGCACAUUUGAAGGCCUCUUUGACGAGUUAACCUCUCCUAGAACUGAUUGCCCCGAGACAUUGCCAGAUGUGGGUCCGGUGAGAAGGACGGCGGUGAAAGAGAGGGAAAUGGGGAAGAAGCUGUCACAAUUCCAGAGCGAGGUGGUUCAGCUGGCGGCGGUGCUUAACGGCGAUCACUUCUUGAGCAGCUUUCCGGGUGAAAUGAGCAAGAAAAUGAACGUCGAGGAAGCUCAUGAAUACGUGAAAGGUGCAGUGACUAGGUUUAUAAGAGCGAGCAAAGAAGCGAUUAAGUUGGGAGCACAUGAAUCUGCCAUUGUAGAUAUGAGGUCCUCCCUCACAACUAGAUCUUUUGGUCGCAAUUAAUAAACAAACCAAAGCGUAAAAAGAAAAGAAGUUACCGUUUCAAAAUUUUGGUACUAAAGAUGGGAAAUAGGUUUCCCAAUGUUUUGAGAAAUUGAUCCAAGAACAACGAGAUGGGUUUUAACCAAGGGCAUCAGACUUGAUUUUCCCGACUGACUCUAUUUUUUAAUAGAGUCGAGAGUUAAUUGGUCGAAUCCACGGCUCAGUCACAACAUAAAGCAGCAAAUUGUAGCUACAAUCACAAUGGGUCAAUGUCUCAUCCACUGCUUACUAGUAUAAAAAUUUUUUGUCACUAAUCACAGUUACACGUAUUAGACUAAUCAAAUCCAACAACUUCUGCUUAGCUACUGCUUCUACUAAAAAACUUAUUUUUUA